Galleria mellonella (greater wax moth) is the source of this 1288-nucleotide messenger RNA. RefSeq names its product parkin coregulated gene protein homolog. Lineage: Eukaryota; Metazoa; Arthropoda; Insecta; Lepidoptera; Pyralidae. The transcript is spliced from 5 exons. The record is from RefSeq and is a predicted model, not a curated record. Gene Ontology annotation, molecular function: Hsp90 protein binding; Hsp70 protein binding. The coding region runs from base 172 to 951 and encodes 259 amino acids.
GCCAGGCAACGAUCACGUUGCAAAAUAAACAAUCAAAUCGGAACCCGGCCUAGAGCAAAUUUACUUUCUUAUUUUAUUACUUGUGUCAACAAUUUAGAUAGAUAUUAUUGGAUUAUUUACUCGCUCGUACAUUGUUGUAUCAUGUUUUUUUGAGUUUAUCUAUGUAUAUGUAUGAAUAUGGUGCUGUUACCCGUGUGCGGAUCGGUUAUGUGCGGGAAGGACUUUCGGCAUUCUUUGAAGAAGCCGAGUCCUAACUACCCUUAUGGAUACAAGACCAAGAAACCGAGAGUUGUCCCCGCAUUUACCAUUCAAGCCCUACAAAAAAACACUCGUGUGAUACCGCCACCGAAAUGCGGUAUAUACGACCCGCUACCCCCGAGACCGACCAUGUUCAGAAAGUGUUACCAACGCGGCGAGUUCCCUGUCUCUAUAGAAUUCACGACCAUCGGGAAACGACUCGCUUGGAAGGUGCCUAUAGAGAAAUUGGAUUUUCACCAUUAUCUACCAAUGUUCUUUGAUGGUCUGGCGGAAGGAACGUACCCGUUCAAUUUCAUCGUAGAACAAGGUAUUCACGAUCUGGUCACUAAGGGAUCGUACAAAGUUCUGCCUGUGGUGCCACAACUGAUCAUCCCAAUCAAAAACGCUUUGGCGACAAAACGGCCGUCAGUUCUGUGUCACGCCCUCAAAUGCAUCCAGAUGCUAGUGACCGGAUGCGAUCGAGUGGGGGAAGCACUGGUGCCUUACUACAGACAGAUUCUACCUACGUUGAAUCUCUUCAAAGACAGAAAUCGUAACAUCGGCUCCGGUAUUGAUCACACGACCACCCGUGGUGAGAACGUCGCCGACCUCAUAGAAGACACAUUGCAAAUUCUAGAACGCUACGGCGGGCCUGAUGCAUUCAUCAACAUUAAGUACAUGAUACCCACAUACGAAUCUUGUGUUCAAAAUUAAAACUAAAUUUUGUAAAUUGCAUAUUAAUUUUUGAGAUUAUGUUCGUGGAAAGAACAAUUAAAUUAAAUUAAUAAAUUAUAUUUAUUGCUGGAUACUAAUUAUCUAUGAAUUAUUGAUAAUUUCAUUGAGAGAUUAGUAGCAAUCGUUGUACAUUAUUUUAAUGAUUUAGCAAAAAAAUAAUGUAUUUUUUAUGUCAGACAAAUGUCAAAAAUUCGAAUAGAAAUCGCAAGAGAUUUGACAAAUGAUGAAUGUAUAAUUUAUUUUCUGAUUAUUAGGAAUUUUUUUUAAGUAUAUAAAUUAUAAUAAUUAUAAUUUAUUUAUUAUUAUCACCAUUUAA